Messenger RNA from Mangifera indica (mango), 1679 nucleotides. Its product is annotated as AT-hook motif nuclear-localized protein 20-like. NCBI's taxonomy places the organism in Eukaryota, Viridiplantae, Streptophyta, Magnoliopsida, Sapindales, Anacardiaceae. The record is from RefSeq and is a predicted model, not a curated record. Gene Ontology annotation, cellular component: nucleus. Gene Ontology annotation, molecular function: DNA-binding transcription factor activity; minor groove of adenine-thymine-rich DNA binding. The transcript has 2 exons. Bases 586 to 1044 code for a protein of 152 amino acids.
ACUGUAAAAUUUCCCUCUCACACUUAGUUUAUUCUCUUCCUGUCUCAGCAUGGGUGCCUCUUUUAAUUGAUUCUAUCGAGGGUUUUGCAUCUGUUGUUGUUUGUUUGUAUUCUUCAUCUUCUAAAUUAAAGUCCUUUUUUCUCUUCUUCUGUACUUUCACUCCAUCACCAGUUGGAUCUGAUUCUCUCUUCUAACUACCUCUCUUUCUUCAGUACUCGAUCACUAACUAGCUUCUGCCUUCUCUCUCAUAAAUCUGUGAAAGGUUGAGUUCCAGUACCUCAUAAAGAACAAUCCAUAGUUUGUACAUCUAAUCUUUUGUUUCUUGUUUAGCUCUGUUUUGACUUUCUGAUCUCAAAUCCUCAACUUCUAAACAGCUAAAAAUAUAAACGAAAGCGAAAUCCUUAAAUUUGAUUUAGAUUCUUUGCUUAAUCUUCUUCUCUUAUUUGCUCUUUUACCACAAUUCAACAAAACUGGCUAACCCUGGGUGGACCAAUCAAGUCAGCAUGCCGGGCAUGGGCCCGGCUGCCAGUUCACCGAUUCUAAACAAACGUGACCUUGAAAUCUCUGUAAACGAAACCAGAAGCAAUGAAGAUGAAGAAGACAUCACGGGAACCAUCAGCACCCGGUGCCCUGACGGCACUACCAGGUAGGUUUGAAAUUUUGUCGUUGACUGCGGCUUUUUUGUCCGGACCAGCUCCUCCAGGCUCAACUGGGCUAACGGUGAACUUGGCCGGCGGACAGGGUCAGGUGGUGGGAGGGAGUGUGGUGGGGCAACUGGUGGCAGCUGGCCCUGUGACAGUCAUAGCCGCCACGUUUGCAAAUGCCACGUACGAGAGAUUGCCUCUAGAAGAUGAUGAAGAGACUGGCGGUCAAGGACAGAUCCAAGGGCCCGCUGAUAAUUCGCCUCAGCAAAUUGAAAGCAGUGGCCACCACCCUCACACUGCUCUUCCUGAUCCUUCACAAAUCUCUAUUUAUAAUCUGCCACCAAAUGGCGGUCAGCCACAAGAGGCUUAUAGUGGGGCUCACACGCGCCCGUCUUUCUAGCUAGAACUACAAUUUCUAUUUAUAAAUUGAAGUUUCCUUGAAGGUGGAGCAUUCAAUGUAUCUCAGCUUCUUCCUUUGCCGCAUGGCUCCUCUCUGGCACUUUGAUGAUCUGGAAGAUCAAUUGCAGACAGUCCAACCCUCCUCGCCAUAUGUUGACAGCUUCACUGUGAAUAAAAGCAUGAUGAUCGAUCAAGUCCCGUAAAGUUUUCCCUUUUUUUUUUUUUUUCUAAUAAGGAAUUCUAUUUGAGCCGAGUCAAAAAGAGACUUAAAUUCAGAAUUUUUUUAUGUACAAAACCCUUUCUUUUCUCACCCAGAUGACUCAUUUGACAGAUCCCUUAAAGUUGAUUGAAAGCUUUUUCUUUUGGAAGACACAUGAAUUGUUGACAGAAUGGGGGAUGCUCUUCUCCAUAAUCUGGCAGGAGAACUUUUGAAAGAAGGUGAGACUUGAUUAGGUGACAGAGGUGACUCUUGCUCCAAGAUCUAUUAGUUUUCUUCUGUUAGAUUAUAAUAUUAAUUUGGGUAAAACCAUCUGUUAUACUUAUCGCUCAUUUGGCAUUGCAUGCCCUUGUGAUGAUAAUUAAAGGCUUUGUUGAAUAAUUGUUCCAAACAUUUUCCCAUAUAUUAUUCUUAUAUUA